Molecule: messenger RNA, 4125 nt
Organism: Xiphias gladius (swordfish)
Lineage: Eukaryota; Metazoa; Chordata; Actinopteri; Istiophoriformes; Xiphiidae
Product: contactin-4
Exons: 22
Coding region: 5-3079 (1024 amino acids)
Biological process (GO): cell-cell adhesion
Molecular function (GO): protein binding
Source: RefSeq, a predicted model, not a curated record
GAAAAUGAAGAUGUUGUUGCCAUGGGAACUGUUAAUCCUUCUGUCACUCAAAGAGUGCCUGUCUGAGACAACACGCCAUGGUCCUGUCUUCACCCAGGAGCCCAGUGACAGUAUUUUCCCGCUGAGCACUGAUGAUAAGCAGGUGUUUAUUAAUUGCAAAGCGAAGGGAAACCCACCUCCGAAUUAUAGGUGGAAAGUGGAUGGCAGAGAAAUAAACACAGAGUCAGAUCCAAACUACAGUCUUGUAGAGGGUAACCUGUCGAUCAAUAACCCUCAUGUCAUCAAUCAUGGAGGAGUGUAUCAGUGCAUUGCCACCAACACAUUUGGGACCGUUGUCAGCAGAGAAGCAAAAGUCCAGUUUGCAUUCCUGCAGAACUUCAGCAGGAAGUCGAGGAACAUGGUGUCGGUAAGAGAGGGUCAAGCUGUGGUUUUGCUCUGCGGCCCUCCACCCCAUUACGGAGAGAUCAAAUAUUCAUGGGUUUUCAACGGACAGCGCAGCCUUCUGCAACCGGAUGCUCGGCGUUUCAUCUCUCAGAGGACGGGCAACUUGUACAUAGCCAAAGUUGAAGCCUCAGAUGCAGGGAACUACACGUGUGUGGUGAGAAACAUGAUGACCAAUGCCACAGUGUUCAGCUCCUCAACCCCUGUGGUGGUGCGGAGGGACGUAGUGAUGGGUGAAUACGAGCCAAAAAUCGAGGUUCAGUUUCCUGACACCCUUCAUGUCUCUAAAGGAUCAUCAGUGAAGCUGGAGUGCUUUGCCUUAGGAAACCCUGUGCCUUCCAUCUCAUGGAGUAGAGCUGAUGGAAUUCCACUCCCUGGCAAGAUUAAAAUCAAUCACUCCAGUGGGGUUCUGGAAAUUCCAUAUUUUCGCCCGGAGGAUGCUGGUGUGUAUGAGUGUGUGGCCGAAAACAGCAGAGGACGAAAUGUUGCCAGAGGGCAACUUAUAUUCCACAAUGUUGAACAUCUGCACUGGGUCCAGACACUGAAAGAUGCUCAUAUGGCAAUAGAUGCUAAUCUGCAAUGGGAAUGUAAAGCAGUCGGUAAGCCGAGGCCAACAUACAGAUGGUUGAAGAACGGUCAGCCAUUAACGGCAGAGGGUAGGAUCCAUGUGGAAGCUGGUAGACUGACCCUAUCAAGGAUUAGUCUGUUGGACUCAGGGAUGUAUCAGUGUGUGGCAGAGAAUGAACAUGGAGCUGUCUAUGCCAGCGCUGAGCUGAAGGUUGUGGCCUCCCCACCUAACUUCACCCGGCGCCCCGUGAAGAAGUCAACAGUGAUCCAGAGGGGUGGUGAGGUGGUCUUAGAGUGUCGCCCCCACGCUUCCCCAAGGGCUACAAUCUCCUGGUGGAGAGGGGGUGAACUCCUGAAGGACAGCAAGAGACAGACUAUCAUGGAGGAUGGGACUCUGCGUAUCACCAACACAUCAAAAUCUGACGGAGGCAGGUACACAUGUGUGGCCAGAAACCAUUUCGGAACAUCCAGCAGCACAGGAACGCUGGUGGUGAAAGAACCCACCAAAAUCAUGGUUCCACCCUUGAGUUUGGACGCCACCGUGGGACAGAGCCUUGUGUUGCCAUGUGAGGUGUCCAGUGAUUCCUCCCUGAGCCCCAUUUUUAAGUGGUUUUUCAACGGCAAAGCCAUUGAUUUCAGCAGGCAGGAGCACUUUGAAAUGAUUGGAGGGGGAUUUGCAGGUGACCUGAUGGUGAGGAACAUUCAGCUGAAGCAUUCUGGGAAGUAUGUCUGUAUGGUACACACUGAAGUCGACACAGUUUCAGCAGCCGCAGACCUAAUCGUCAGAGGACCUCCUGGAGCCCCGGAGGGCCUGGUGGUGACUGACAUAACUGACACCACUGUGCAGCUGUCCUGGGGCUCUGGAACUGACAACCACAGUCCUGUUAUCAUGUACAUGGUGCAGGCCAGGACCCCUUUCUCUAUAGGCUGGCAGAAUGUGAGAACAGUUCCUGAUUCUGUGCCUGGACAGAUGAUGCACGCAACAGUGAAAGAUUUGAACCCCUGGGUGGAUUAUGAAUUCAGGGUGUUGGCAAUCAACAGUGUUGGUGUAGGAGAACCCAGCACGCCAUCAAAACCGAUUCGAACCAAAGCAGCAGUUCCCAAGGUUGCACCAGUUAAUGUGAGUGGCGGCGGAGGAUCUCGAGGGGAACUUGUCAUCAUAUGGGAGCCAGUUCCAGAGGAACAGCAGAGCGGAGAGGACUUUGGCUAUGUCGUGGCUUUCCGCCCACUCGGCAGCAGCACCUGGAUCCAGACAGUGCUGGCAUCACCUGAUGCAUCCACAUAUAUUUACAGAAAUGACAGCAUCGCACCACUGUCCCAGUUUGAAGUGAAAGUGGGAGUGUACAACAGCCUGGGAGAGGGGCAGUUCAGCCGUGUUGUUAAAGUGUUUUCUGCAGAGAAAGAGCCCUCUGAGGCACCAUCAAGAGUGUGGGGCCGCGAUAUGUCUGCCUCUGAGAUUGAGGUGUACUGGGAACCAAUUCCCCCCAGGUCCAACAGUGAGAAGAUCAUUGCAUAUGAGGUUCUGUUUUGGGAGGAUGGCUCUCAGCAGAGCGAAGCAAACAGAGUGAGGGUUAUCAACACCACAGCUCUACUUUCUGGCUUAAAGGGCAGCACAGUCUAUCUGAUCUCAGUCAGAGCCCAAAACAGCGCUGGACUUGGACCCUGCAGCCCUGCAUUUAACAUCACUACCAAAAAACCACCUCCAAGUCAGCCUCCGGGGAAUAUUGAGUGGAACCUGACCAACUCUAAGAUCUUUCUAAACUGGGAACAUGUCAAGGCGAUGGAAAAUGAGUCUGAGGUGACAGGAUACAAGGUUGUGUAUCGUCAGAACUGGCAUGACAGGACAACUGUUCUGGAAACCAAUAAGACCAGUGUGGAGCUGCAGAUCCCUUCCGGAGAGGACUACCUAAUUGAGAUCAGAGCUCUUACCAAAGGGGGCGACGGCACCAGCAGUGGCCCCAUCCGCAUACCAAAGAUGUCCAGUCUUAACUCAAAAGGAUGGGUGUGCCCAGUUUCAAUGAAGAUUUUCUGUUUUAUGAUGUUUUUUAUAUUUUCUAUGUUCACUUUGUAGCUUCCGAUGCCUUUAUAUUUAGCUUUGGACAUUAGAAUGAAUAUAAUUUGUAUGAUUCUCUUCUACAUGUCAGAUUUGUGGAAUGAGCAGCUAACUGGAGAGUUUCUCGGCCACUGGUUUGCAAACCCGAACUGAAUGAUGGGAGUGUUCUGACAGGUUGUCAAAUUGCCAUGAAUAUGCGGCUGUAUUGUUAUUCAUAGGCAGCAGCCCAGUUACAACAUAUUUUCAUCUGCCUAUUUUCAGGAUUACUGCAAUCCUCCAGGAUGCAUGCAUUUGGUAAACAUGGAAAGAUGAAUUUCUUGUCUUUAUUUGUGAGAUGAACCUGCGCACAGGUUCAUGUCCUAGUCUCAUGUAUGUUUCCACCUUUUUGCCUCAAAUUCCAAGUUAUUUCUUGGCUUGCUGUGACCCCCAUGAAUGUUAUAGAAACGAAGGUACAAGUUUGACCUACUAUAGUAUAUGCAAUUUGAAAACUUCAGUUAAUGUCUAUUUACUUGGUUCUUUUCAUUUGAACUGAAAGCAUUAAUCCUUGACAUUUUUAUAUGAAAAUAUAUUCGAUUGUAUUAAUGGUGGAGUCAAAAUUACUCCAUAAAAUUAAAGGAAUAAUAUGACAUUUCAGGAAAUAUUUGUUUUUGAUUUUUAGCUGUUUUCCCCUGAUUCCUGCCUUUAUGCUAAGCUAAGCUAAUUAACUCCCAUCUCUAGCUCCAUAGUUAGUGCACAGAUAUGACAAUGGGACUGAUGUUCCCAUGUAACCCUUGGUAAAAUUUCCUAAAAUGGUACUGUACCGGUAUGGGAUGUACAAGUAUCCACAGAAAAUUAUGCAUACACCCAAUAUCCUGUGUGUGUUUGGUUAGCCAACUAGUAAGACACAAUGGUUCCUCCUUUGGUUUCAUACAACAUGAAAUAUACACCAGUCAGCCAACACAUUAAAGCCAGUUCCGGUUUUAAUACUGUGGCUGAAUGGUGUAUAUAUACAGUAUAUAUACAUAUAUCCAUAACUAAGUAUGACUAACAGUACGGGAAAUUUAUCAGACUUAAUUCAGCUCCCC